This is a messenger RNA of Bombina bombina (fire-bellied toad), 4085 nucleotides long. RefSeq names its product phosphatidylinositol 3,4,5-trisphosphate 3-phosphatase TPTE2. The coding region runs from base 376 to 1908 and encodes 510 amino acids. The record is from RefSeq and is a predicted model, not a curated record. NCBI's taxonomy places the organism in Eukaryota, Metazoa, Chordata, Amphibia, Anura, Bombinatoridae. Gene Ontology annotation, molecular function: phosphatidylinositol-3,4,5-trisphosphate 3-phosphatase activity; monoatomic ion channel activity. Gene Ontology annotation, cellular component: cytosol; membrane. The transcript is spliced from 19 exons. Gene Ontology annotation, biological process: dephosphorylation; transmembrane transport; monoatomic ion transport.
AGCAAAAGGGGGGAGGAAAAGUUAGAGGAAGGGGGAAUAGAGAGACACGGGAGAUAGACACAGGAAGGAUACAGAGUGAAAGGGAGUGUGAAACUGAGAAAAGCCGAUAGAGAAGUGGAAGAAUUCAGUCAGAAGCAGCGAGGUACACAGAGGUAGACUUUGCUAUAUCGUGCUUGUCUGCUGCACUCUGCCUCAGUCACCGCCUCUGUCUUAGUCCUUCCUAACAUCAGCUUUGUUCAAGAUAUGUGAGGAGGCGCUACCUGCACUAUCUGUUGCCUCCCUGUCACUGUGCCUGACUUAUUGAUGAGCUGGGACUGAGAGCUGGACUCAGGGGACACUGAAGCCUGCAGCAGGAGCUUCCUAAAGACUGGUAGCAUGUCUAGUGUAAAAUAUGAACCAAGGUCAGAGUCUACUGAGGUUAAUGGGUUUAGCAAGACUGAGGAGAAGGUGCAGAUUGACGACGGGAGGAACGAGGCAGAGGAGCCAGCAACAUGGUACAACAAACUGAAGAAAAAGAUCUCUCCCUUUGUGAUGUCAUUUGGGUUCCGGGUGUUUGGUGUUGUUCUCAUCAUUGUAGACUUUGUGCUGGUAAUCGUAGAUCUAUCUGUCAGCGACAAAAAUCCACAGACAAGUGCUCUUGUUUCAGCAAUUUCUUUAGCAAUAUCCUUCUUCUUCCUCAUUGAUGUGCUUCUACAUAUCUUUGUUGAAGGAUUUCAGCAGUAUUUCAGUUCCAAGCUAAACAUUUUUGAUGCGGCGAUCGUUGUUAUUACAUUGCUCAUUACUUUGGUAUAUGCCUUUACGGACUUCAGUGGCGCAACAAAUAUCCCAAGAAUGGUCAAUUUUCUCCGAGCAUUGAGAAUAAUCAUCUUGAUACGAAUCUUCCGCCUUGCCUCUCAGAAAAGACAACUCGAAAAGGUCACUCGGAGGAUGGUGUCUGAAAACAAAAGACGUUAUCAGAAGGAUGGAUUUGACUUGGAUCUUACCUAUGUUACUGAUCGGAUAAUUGCAAUGUCAUUUCCAUCAUCUGGAAAGCAGUCUUUUUAUAGGAAUCCUAUUGAGGAAGUCGCAAGAUUUCUAGAUUUAAAGCAUAAAGAUCAUUACAAAAUCUACAACUUAUGCAGUGAGAAAGGUUAUGACCCCAAAUACUUCCAUUAUCGCGUGGAACGAGUCUUUAUAGAUGACCACAAUGUACCUGCAUUAGCGGACAUGUUGACCUUUACUGGAAGUGUACGUGCCUGGAUGGCGGAGGAUCCAAAUAAUGUUAUUGCUAUUCACUGCAAAGGAGGCAAAGGAAGGACGGGCACCAUGGUCUGCACAUGGCUUGUUGAUAGUGACCAGUUUGAAAGUGCUAAGGAAAGUCUGGAUUAUUUUGGAGAGCGCAGAACUGAUACAAGACUAAGUACAAAGUUCCAAGGUGUGGAAACACCAUCCCAGAGUCGGUACGUUACUUAUUAUGAGAUUGUGAAAAACAAAUUCAAGUUGCAGCUUCCUCCAGAGAAAAAGCUCAGAAUUAGGAGUAUCAGAAUCCAUUCAAUUCAAGGCGUGGGAAAAAGCAAUGGACGAGAUUUGAAAGUUCAGAUAUUAAUGAAGAAAGAAGUGGUUUUCCAAUGUAUUUGUGAGACUCAAGAAAACUGUAAGUUGUUUUUUGAUGCUGGAAACAAUUCAGUGGUCAUUAGUUUGGAGGGCUGCCCGGUUAUCAGUGGGGACAUCAAAGUAAGAUUUGAAUCCAGCACUAAACUACCAAAAGGCUAUGAUGACUGUCCGUUUUACUUCUGGUUCAAUACUUCCUUCGUAGAAGGCAAUAGAUUAUACCUUUCCAAAAAUGAGCUGGACAAUCCUCACAAAGAAAAGUCUGGGAAAAUUUACAAAGAAAACUUUGCUGUGGAGCUAAACUUUGAAUCUAUAUAGUCAGAUCUUUCUUUGCACUGAUAUUAAACAUAUGAAGUCUGGCAACCAAAUGUCUGCCUCUCAGUGUCAUACUGAACCAAGUGUGUCCUUCUAGAGACAGCUGAAGUGCCAAAGUGGUUUUAAGAAAUAGCUACAAACUAUUGUAGUUUUUUUUAUUGUUGAUAUGUACAUAUUACUUUGUUAAGAUAAUUAUAUCACUAUGUUUAUAGUGUCCCUAACUGAUCCUGUCUUCAUAUCUCUCAUUUGUAAUUAAUUCUAAAAGCUACAGUGUCAUGAAUACUGUGUUAAAAUAUAAACAUAAAUUAUCUAUUGUUAUUAUAUUUAUUUCAUAAUUACAUGUUUUUUUUACUGGAACUAAUUAAGAUCUGGAAUAUUAAAAUCACAAAAUUUAACUACAGAAUGAACAAUUUUUUAAAACUUUUAUUGACCAAAAACUAUAAAAUCUCUACAGGUAAGACAUUAAUAAUUCUAAUGUGUCAAAGCAAUAGCCGGUAUCUAGCAAGUGCCAUACUAGUACUUUGUAGAUUAUCUAUUUAUCAUCUGUCUGUCUAUCUAUCUAUCAUCUAUCUGUCCGUCUAUCUAAUCUAUCUGUCUGUCUGUCUGUCUGUCUGUCUCUCUCUAUCAUCUGUCUGUCUAUCUAUCUAUGUAUCUGUCUGUCUGUCACUAUCUUCUAUCUGUCGGUCUAUCUAUCAUCUAUCUAUCUAUUUUAAAAAAUAGUUCCCCUAUGUUAACUUUUCUACAAAAAAAAAUUUGAUAGAGGUUAUUUUACUGGGUUGGUUUAUUUUUUAUGACAAUGUAUGUAUUUAUUUUGCAAAGAGUUUUAUGUUGGUUUUAUCAGACAUAUGUGUGUUAUGUUUUAAUGAAAGAUUAUGCAAGCAUCAUUAAAAGAGAAUAUAAACAUUUAUAUAAUGAUUUACAGGGGUAAAUUUAUCAAGCUGCGUUCACAUAAGCAAGCCUGCUGCCACAUUUUAAGAAGUAAAAACGUCAGGGUUAUUGACAUUCCCUGCUCUAUUGCAUUUGGUUGCGCUGGAGCAGGGGGGGGGCGGCAUUGCACAAGAAUCCUCUUGUGCAAAUUCCCUACUCUAUUGCCUUUGGUUGUGCCGGAGCAGGGGGUGGCAUUGCACAAGAAUCCUCUUGUGCAAUGAUAAAUUCUGCCCUGUGGAGAUUGCAGGCAGACAGGUUCAGUACUUGCAAACCCGUCCGCUUGCAGGGAUGGUAAAUUUACCCCACAUAAUAUUUUUACAGGGAAAUUAAAGGCACAAUUUACCUUUAAACAGCUUUUACUUAUCCUUUUUUUAUGCAAAAAAAAUAUUUUAAGGUGUUUAACUGCUUCUGUCAUAUAGAUUAAAAAGUUCAAUUUCCCUUAAAAAAAAAAAAAAAAAUGUAACAAAAAUAUAUAGCAACGUUUCUCCUUUGUCGCUGCAUCUCUUUUUUUUAAAGGGACAUAAAACCCAAAAUUUUUAUUUCAUAAUUUAGAUAGAAUAUAACAUUUUAAACAACUUUCUAAUUUACUUCUAUUAUACAUUUUUCUUCAUUUACUUGUUAUCCUUUGUUAACAAGCAGAAAUGUAAGCUCAAUAGUGUGCACGUGUCUUCAGCACUAUAUGGCAGCAGUUUUGCAACAAUGUUAUACAUUAGCAGGAGCACUAGAUUUCCUGUCAUGUAGUGCUUCAGGCAUGUUCACGCUACCUACCUAGGUAUCUCUUUAACAAAGAAUAACAUAAGAAUGAAAUAAAUUUGAUAAUAGAAGUAAAUUGGAAACUUUUUAAAAAUUGUAUUGUCUAUCUGAAAAUGUUGGGGUUUACUGUCCCUUUAAGGAAAUCAUUUUUAAAGUAAUGUCUUCUGAAAGAGACCUUAAACACUAAAUGCAUUUGUUGCAGUUCCCUCUUAUUAUGGGAACUGCCUUUUUGGAUAAUCUUUUUAUUACCCAUUCCCUAGUUUUGCAUAAUCAACACAGUUAUAUUAAUACACUUUUUACCUCUGUGAUGAUCUUGUAUUUAGUGUUUAAGUUCCUGGAAAUAAUUUGUGUGAAAUGUAUUUAGUUUUUAUAAUGUUAAUGUAUAAUCUUGUAUGUCAUUUAUAAAUACUAUAUCAUGAUUAUGUGAAAAUGUAUACAAAAUGUUAAAUUCUUUUGCAUUUGCUGUGUCAUGAAAAUUAAAACGUGGAUUUUUUUCAAGA